This is a messenger RNA of Eriocheir sinensis (Chinese mitten crab), 1095 nucleotides long. RefSeq names its product tachykinin-like peptides receptor 99D. Gene Ontology annotation, molecular function: tachykinin receptor activity. NCBI's taxonomy places the organism in Eukaryota, Metazoa, Arthropoda, Malacostraca, Decapoda, Varunidae. Bases 1 to 957 code for a protein of 318 amino acids. The transcript has 7 exons. Gene Ontology annotation, biological process: G protein-coupled receptor signaling pathway. The record is from RefSeq and is a predicted model, not a curated record. Gene Ontology annotation, cellular component: plasma membrane.
AUGUGUCAGAAUGAAGCUACUUCUUUUCUCUCUCCCUCCCACAGAUACAUAGCCAUCAUGCACCCGCUCCGGCCGCGCAUGGGACGGAAAGCGACCAUCCUCAUCGUGGUGUGGAUAUGGGUGUCGUCCGUGUGCCUGUCGCUGCCCAACCUCAUCUACUUCACCACCGCCACCAUUGGCUACGCUGACGGGGAGAGGAUCGUGUGCUAUGCCGCCUGGCCGGACGGGGACCAGGGCGAGAGUCAGUCUGAAUAUGUACACACUGUGGUGCUGAUGGUGCUGACGUACAUCCUGCCGCUCACCUGUAUGGGCUUCACCUACGUGCGGAUCGGUCUGACGCUGUGGGGGAGCCGCAGCAUCGGAGAACAGACCCCGCGCCAGGUGGAGAGCAUUAAGUCCAAGAGGAAGGUGGUGAAGAUGAUGAUAGUAGUUGUAACCAUCUUCGCCGUCUGUUGGCUGCCCUAUCAUAUGUACUUCAUCCUCUCCAACCUGAUGCCUGAAAUCGCCCACUACGAGUUCAUUCAGGAGACCUACUUGGCAAUCUACUGGCUGGCCAUGUCCAACUCCAUGUACAACCCAAUGAUAUACUGCUGGCUCAACAACAGAUUCCGCAACGGGUUCAAGAAGGUGUUCUCGGGGUGGCUGCCGUGCAUCACCUACGAGGGCGAGACCGCCGAGGUGACGCGCGUCAAGACGGCGCGCUACUCCUGCUCCGGCUCGCCCGAGACGCACCACCGGGUGACUUACGACGGUACCUCACACAUCUCCAUGAGGAAUCUCGCCUCCUCGGACCUCAGCAUCAGCGGCUCGAGGCUGCCCCCUGUCAGGCUCUGCAACGGGGCCAACCUUCGCCGGGCAACCAACGGGGCAGACUCCGCCUCCAGGAGCUACGGGGGAACCCUGGGGCCGCCCAAACACACCCCGUACCCUUCCGUCACCUACCAGCAGUACGUGUGAGGGGUGAGGGGGACACGCCCACACGCCCGCGCCCAUACACACACGCCUCGACUACGGAUGGGUGUAUGUAUGCGUGUGGGGGUUAAGACGGACGGUGUAGUGAGGAAGGGGGGGUUGUGUGAGGGGUGAUGGGGGAGG